This is a messenger RNA of Hyalella azteca, 941 nucleotides long. RefSeq lists its product as uncharacterized. The transcript is spliced from 8 exons. The coding region runs from base 123 to 941 and encodes 272 amino acids. The record is from RefSeq and is a predicted model, not a curated record. Lineage: Eukaryota; Metazoa; Arthropoda; Malacostraca; Amphipoda; Hyalellidae.
AGAAAAUCCAAUACACCAGAAACGACGCUUCGUUUGCAACUGCAGCCGAAGUUAGGAAACGCCUUGAAAGGAAAAUUGAAGAACUCUUCGGGAUCUAUGCUGAGGAGAACAACAACUUGGCGAUGAACGAGCGCGUCGAAAUCAAUGAGACCAGCAAGAAGGCAUAUGAGUUUUACAAAAAUAAAAUGGAUUCGAAAAUCGAAUCCCAGCGAAGAUCUCUUGAAGAUUCUCUUCUAACCAGCUAUCAUUCAGUGUCAAAAAGCGAAGCUAUUGCAGCUUACGACAAGAAAAUCCAAUACACCAGAAACGACGCUUCGUUUGCCACUGCAGCCGAAGUUAGGAAAAGCCUUGAAAGGAAUAUUGAAGAACUCUUCGGGACCUAUGUUGAGGAGAACAACAACAUGGCGAUGGACGAGCGCUUCGAAAUCGAUGAGACCAGCAAGAGGGCAUAUGAGCAUUACAAAAGUAAAAUGGAUUCAAAAAUCGAACCCCAGCGAAGAUCUCUUGAAGAUUCUCUUCUAAACCACUGUCACUCAGAGUCAAAAAGAGAAGCUAUUGCAGCUUACGAGAAGAAAGACCAAUACACCAGAAACAACGCUUCGUUUGCGAUUGCAGCUGAAGCUAGGGAACGCCUUGAAAGGAUGAUUGAAGAACUCUUCGGGACCUAUGCUGAGGAGAACAACAACAUGGCGAUGGAUGAGCGUGUCGAAAUCGAUGAGACCAGCAGGAAGGCAUAUGAGCUUAACAGAAGUAAAAUGGAUUCAAAAAUCGAAUCCCAACGAAGAUCUCUUGAAGAUUCUCUUCUGAACAGCUGUCACUUAGAGUCAAAAUGCGAAGCUAUUGCAGCUUACGACAAGAUAAACCAAUACACCAGAGACGACGCUUCGUUUGUAAUUGCCGCUGAAGCUAGGGAAAGCCUUGAAAAGCAUUGUAGUGCCUGA